This is a messenger RNA of Pocillopora meandrina, 3384 nucleotides long. Lineage: Eukaryota; Metazoa; Cnidaria; Anthozoa; Scleractinia; Pocilloporidae. The record is from the annotation of a GenBank genome assembly.
AUGGUCACUGACAAUAGACUGGUGGAAGAUCCUCCAGGUAAGAUUUAAUUUUAGGAAUUAUGGAUGAGAAAUGCACAAAACAAAGUACAAUUUUACUCCAAUGAUUGUCCUUGAAUUUUAUUAUUAAGAAGAGAAUCAAACACAUUUUGUGUAGAUAAUAUUAUGUUGGCAAAGAUAUGAUUUUCUAUAAAUAAUGGUAAUUGAACUAAGUGGAGUGCAAUUUGGGCUGAAAUCAUAUGCGUGAUUUCAAAAUCAAACAAGUGCACAGUGUGAGUUCAAUUUGAAAUCACAAGUAUGAUUUCAGACCAAAAUUGCACGACACGAGGUUCAAUUACCACUUUAUUACAUCCAUUUUGAAAUCACCCAAAUACAGGACUUGGUAAGUUCAAAUAUUUUAUUGAUGCAGUACUGAGCUGGUCUGAAAUUAAAUUCAUCCAUUUUUUGGGGGGAAAAGUAAGAGUUUUGGAAACAAAAGUUGCAAAAUUUACCAUGUGAUUCUCUUUGUCUUUCAUUUUCCUGCAAUUUGAUUGGUUACUUUAAACAAGCCUUGAAAUCUGAUUGGUUCUUUUGUUUUUAGUGUAGCCACCUCAUUUGCUGGAAUAAAGAUGCGAUUUAAGGCAAAAAAUGAUGCGAUUUGUGAAUAAAUCGCAUCAAUUAGAGCCAAUCAGAUUACAGGGACCACCAGUGAUUUCAAAAUGGGUGUAAUAAAUAAUGUAAUUUUACUUAUAAGUUUGUUAUUACUGUAUUGUUAUUUAUUAAUAAAGUAUUUAUUAAUUUAGAUUAUGAAACCUUUAUAAACAUAUUUCAUAUCUAUACAGGUAAAAAUAACCCUUUCCGUUCAACUGUAAUAAAAUGAUAUUUCCCACUAACACUAUGAGUUUAAGAUGCAAUCAUAUUUUAUAGCUAAACCAUUUAUUUGACUGAACUAAACUUUAGAGCCCAUGGUAGAUAUGAGUGCUUGGGAAGUCCUUGGUGUUCCCAAAGAAGUUCAGAGAGGACUCAGUGAACAAAGUUUUACUACACCAACCCCUAUACAGACACUCUCCCUUCCACCUGCAAUAUUCCACCGCAGGGACAUCAUUGGUGCAGCAGAAACAGUGAGUUGAAUCACAGCAGUUAGAUUGGUGGAGGUCUCCUUUUUUAUGUGUACUGUUUGUGUACUUGGUUUCACAACUAUUUUGAAGAAUCCUUUUUUUUUUUGGAGAGGGAGAGAGAGAGGAAAAAAAAAAUUUUCAACAUGUACAUGUGUCUACUAUGAUGUACACCUUGCUCAUUUAUGUGUUAGAAGACUUUCCCACACAUUAUAGCAAACAGUUUCUGUUACUUUAGAGCUGGUCUUUGACCUGAAUUAAUGUCUAAGUAAAUAAGUGAUUGUUGAAUAAUUAUAAAUAUGACUUUUGUAAAAGCACUCUUGAGGAGAGCUGUUGAGCUGAAAGUAUGUGUAUGAUGUACCUCUUGAGAGAGGGCUCUGACUGACUGACUGACUGACUGACUGAUGGUUAAAUUUUGCUCUCUUAAGAACUAAUGUAAUAGUUCUUCCUUCUAUAUGUAGGCAUUCUAUAUCUUCCUAUAGUUGGUUGAUGGAACAUUAAUUAUACAAAAAUGUGUAUUACAUUAAGAUUGUCAAGAUAAGUCCCUUCAAGUUCUAAGUUUCAUAGUUCUCAUAUCAUUUGUCGGAUAAUGCCUUGAAAUUGUCUGUUGAAGUUAUGAUAAAAUCACUUGGGAGAAGUUUAGCUUCCAGGAAUGGCUGGUUUUUGAGGAGGUUAUUAUUUAAGGGUAUUAAUUAAAACAAUUUUAUGUAUUUACUAGGGUUCAGGGGUAAAACACUAGCCUUUGGGAUUCCAAUUCUCACCCAUAUCCUGGGCCACAAGUCCAAUCAAGAAGCAGGUGAAACUACAGAAAAUACUACCAAAAAUAAUGCUACAGAAGCCACAGAAACUGGUAAUGGAACAUCCAAGCUCAAGAAACCACUCCUGGCGUUGAUAAUGACACCAACCAGAGAAUUGGUUAUACAAAUAAAGAAUCAUCUUAAACAGGCUGCAAAACACACAUCUUUAGAGGUAACAUCAUGUACUUAAAUUGACAAUUUUGUGAAGUCAUCUCCACAGUUAGUUUCUGUUUUCCCAUUGUUAGAAACUCAAUUAUUUCUUUAUUUUUAUUGGCCCAAGUCAAUUUUGUUUCCUGAGCCUUCAAUACUCCUCUUUUCAGUGGAGCAGAAUGCAAACCUAUCUCUUGUUUGGAAAGCAUUUUUUAAUUUUUUGGGGGAAACAUGAAUUCGUAGCCACAAUAGGCUUUAAAGCAAUUUAAAUAAUGAUGAGUUAGAGCUGAAAACAUUGUUAUUCCCUCAAACAUAAACUCUAUUGUUUUUUGGUACCUUCACCAGCAAAGUAUAUAAAACCCUUUUGUUCAGAGAAUUACAAUCCCAGCCCCUAUGAUGUACCAUUUAACCCCUACCCUCCACUCCCUUGCCACCCCUUCUAGUCCUGUUUCAACUUUAUCUUUUAUCGGAGAAAUACCCACCAAACAAAGUACCUCAAAAUCAUUUGAAUCAGUAAACAAUUCCUUUUUUUCAAGAUUGUUGCUGUGGUUGGAGGAAUGGCACCUCAAAAACAGCAGAGGCUUUUAAACAAGUGUCCUGAGAUAAUAGUAGCCACCCGGGAAGACCGUGGGAUUUGAUUUCCGAGGUAAGUACCUCAUGUAUCAUAAGUUGCACUGAUUCACUUUCUUUUAGAGAUCUGAAACAGUCAACACACACUUGUACAUGUAGGUAUGUUUCCCAUGAGAUCGGUUGUCCUGUGUAGUUUUCAGCAUGAAUUUGGAUUUCCAAUGUCGUGUAAGUUUUUCCGUUCGUAAAACGCCGUCAAAAAUGAUAAGUACAGCUGUAAGCAUUUUCUACUGCUCUGUAAACAUCAGUGCCGGGCGUUUUUUUUGAAAACGGUGAAAUUGGAGUGUAGCCUCUUUCUAUCAAAUGGAUGAUUCUAGAGAUAUCUUCUGGCGGCGUUUAAUUUUAGGGUUAAGAGCAUGCCGUUUGGAGCACUUGAGAUAUCUUGUGAUUGACGAGGCAGACCGAAUGGUCGAGCAAGGCCACUUUCAAGAAUUAUCUUCUAUAUUGGAGCUCAUUCAAAGAAAGAGGCAAUGUACUUCAAUUUCCAUCGGAGCUUCAAUUUCUUUCAGCCUUCUCUUUCUGAAAUUAAUGGUUUUCAUGACUGUCAACUUGUAAACUGAGGUAAAUGACUCUCUUUUUAUCAAAUUUUAACUUUAACGUUUCCUUUUCGCAGUGAUUAUGAUGAAGAUGAGGGAACUGCAAAGCGAAGACAUCUACAGAAGUUUAUUUUCUCUGCAACUUUAACUCUUCCAAAGUCGUUUAAGAGGAAAGGAAAGUAA